AUGAUCGACGACUUCUCCAUUCGACCCGCACCAGAUGCACGACCUCGGUCGGGAGUCGGGCGAGUCGGAUUAUGGGCAGUACGAUGCAGUAUUACCGACAUCAUCAACUUUUGGAGUCCUGGAGAUGAGAGGUCCCCUUUGACGUCGACGUGCCUUAGACUUUCGAGUUGGACGCAGCGCCAACGCACGAGUACAUAA
Pyricularia pennisetigena is the source of this 198-nucleotide messenger RNA. RefSeq lists its product as uncharacterized. Lineage: Eukaryota; Fungi; Ascomycota; Sordariomycetes; Magnaporthales; Pyriculariaceae. Bases 1 to 198 code for a protein of 65 amino acids. The transcript has 2 exons. The record is from RefSeq and is a predicted model, not a curated record.